Cryptomeria japonica (Japanese cedar) is the source of this 591-nucleotide messenger RNA. RefSeq lists its product as uncharacterized. Lineage: Eukaryota; Viridiplantae; Streptophyta; Pinopsida; Cupressales; Cupressaceae. Bases 1 to 591 code for a protein of 196 amino acids. Gene Ontology annotation, molecular function: nucleic acid binding; RNA-DNA hybrid ribonuclease activity. The record is from RefSeq and is a predicted model, not a curated record. The transcript has a single exon.
AUGGAGACAAUAAACUACAAAUUAGCUUUCUCAAUGGAUUCAUCCAAACCUUUCUCUUCCUGGGAUGAAAGCAUAAAGAAAAAUUGGCAGGGAAUCAAGAUCUCUCCCUCUUUCGAGCAAAAAUCCAAGUCUAGAAAGGAAGCUAAUUGGACCCAUCCAAAGCCCGGUUGGUCAAAACUAAAUUUUGAUGGUGCUUCUAAAGGCAACUCAAGCCCUUCAGGCAUAGGAUAUGUGAUUAGAGAUCACUUAGGAGCAAUCAUAGGGAAAAUGGCAAAGCCAUUACCACCAGACACUAAUAACAUAGCAGAAUUUAAACCUCUACAACUAGGAUUGAUGGAUUGCAUCAAACAUGGAUUAAGAAACAUCAUAGUGGAGGGAGACUCGGAGAUAGCAAUCAAUGCAAUUAAAAGACAAAAAACCCCGAAUUGGCGGCUACAGGCAAUUCUGGACAGUAUAUUAGAAAACUUGGCAAAACUGGAGCAAUAUGAGGCAAAGCAUAUCUUCAGAGAAGUGAACAUAGUAGCAGAUGUUCUCUCUAAAGCAACAAUAGAGGGUGCUUAUAUUCAUUGGUGGGAUCAGGGAGUCAGAUAG